AUGCUCCUGUUCAACCUAUCACGGCCAUUCUCCGCUAGUCCCCUGAUGCCCACAGAAAUAACCUCCGCCUCCACAGGCCCAUACGCUACCAACCAUUCUUUACUCCUCACCCCCACCCUCCUUCUCUUCUCUUUCCUUCUUUUCAUCCCUCCCAUCCCUACCCCGCCCUCCACCGAGGGUCUCUCGCAGCCCUGA
Molecule: messenger RNA, 195 nt
Organism: Coniophora puteana RWD-64-598 SS2
Lineage: Eukaryota; Fungi; Basidiomycota; Agaricomycetes; Boletales; Coniophoraceae
Exons: 2
Coding region: 1-195 (64 amino acids)
Source: RefSeq, a predicted model, not a curated record